This is a messenger RNA of Stomoxys calcitrans (stable fly), 1383 nucleotides long. It is a transcript of the gene Rpt4, whose product is annotated as 26S proteasome regulatory subunit 10B. NCBI's taxonomy places the organism in Eukaryota, Metazoa, Arthropoda, Insecta, Diptera, Muscidae. The transcript is spliced from 5 exons. Gene Ontology annotation, cellular component: cytosolic proteasome complex; proteasome regulatory particle, base subcomplex. The record is from RefSeq and is a predicted model, not a curated record. The coding region runs from base 126 to 1316 and encodes 396 amino acids. Gene Ontology annotation, molecular function: ATP binding; proteasome-activating activity; ATP hydrolysis activity. Gene Ontology annotation, biological process: positive regulation of RNA polymerase II transcription preinitiation complex assembly.
CAAGAAGAAGCAUAGCUGACAACAUAAAAAUUUGCAGAUUCACGCAUAGCAGAAUUAAGAAAAUAAAAUAAAGUUUAUUUAGGGAAUAAUUUGUUGUAUUGCAAAGCAUCAAAAAAUAAGACAUAAUGACGACAGGUACAGUUCCUGCUGACGGAGUACGCGAAAAGGCUCUCUUUGAAUAUCGCAAAAAAUUAUUGGAACACAAAGAAGUAGAAUCCAGACUGAAAGAGAAAAGAGAAGAAAUCAAAGAGCUUACGAAGCAGUAUGACAAAUCAGAGAAUGAUUUAAAGGCUUUACAAAGUGUGGGUCAAAUAGUGGGCGAGGUAUUGAAGCAGCUAACAGAAGAUAAAUUUAUUGUCAAAGCCACCAAUGGCCCCCGCUAUGUGGUUGGCUGCCGCCGUCAGUUGGACAAGACCAAAUUGAAGUCAGGCACUCGUGUAGCCUUGGACAUGACCACUUUGACCAUUAUGCGUUAUUUGCCCCGUGAGGUAGAUCCUUUGGUCUACAAUAUGUCCCAUGAAGAUCCUGGAGAUGUUAAAUACUCUGCCAUUGGUGGUCUUUCGGAACAAAUUCGCGAAUUGCGUGAAGUUAUUGAACUGCCUUUGUUGAAUCCCGAACUUUUCCUUCGUGUUGGCAUAACACCACCCAAAGGUUGCUUGCUGUAUGGACCACCUGGUACGGGUAAAACAUUGUUGGCUCGUGCUGUGGCCUCACAACUUGAUGCCAACUUCCUAAAAGUUGUCUCCUCUGCCAUUGUGGAUAAAUAUAUUGGUGAAUCUGCACGCUUGAUACGCGAAAUGUUCAACUAUGCCCGUGAUCAUCAACCCUGCAUUAUAUUUAUGGAUGAAAUUGAUGCCAUUGGUGGCAGACGUUUCUCAGAGGGUACUUCAGCCGAUCGUGAAAUUCAACGUACACUCAUGGAAUUGUUGAAUCAAAUGGAUGGUUUCGAUGCUUUGGGUCAAGUGAAAAUUAUCAUGGCCACAAAUCGUCCAGAUACAUUAGAUCCUGCGUUGUUGCGUCCCGGACGUCUAGAUCGUAAAAUUGAAAUCCCACUGCCCAAUGAGCAAGCUCGUAUGGAAAUCAUGAAAAUCCAUGCCCAAAAGAUAGCCAAGCAUGGAGAAAUUGAUUAUGAAGCCAUUGUUAAGCUAUCAGAUAAUUUCAAUGGCGCAGAUUUGCGCAAUGUAUGCACUGAAGCUGGUCUUUUUGCCAUAAGGGCCGAACGUGAAUAUGUCAUCCAAGAAGAUUUUAUGAAGGCCGUCCGCAAGGUUUCGGACAAUAAAAAAUUGGAAAGCAAAUUAGAUUAUAAACCUGUUUAAAUUUAAAAUGCCUCAUUUAUUAUUUUUACACAUUAAAAAUUAAAAAAAAAAGAAAACAAUUAUAUAA